AUGGACUUUGCAAUUUGCGAAUCAUGUUUGAGUGGCCAAACCCGCCUCACCAGAGCUCCUAAUGGCGCUGAGUGCAAAAUCUGUACACUUCCUUUCACAGUAUACCACUUCAAAGCCAGCUCUAAGAUCAACAGAACUUUAAUAUGCCAUAACUGUUCUAAACAACGGAACAUCUGCCAAUGUUGUAUGUUAGAUCUACAGUGGCAGAUUCCCGUAGAGCUUCGAGACAGAGUACUUUCGGCAGUACAAGGCUCACAAGUCACCACUCAAGAAGCUCAAAACGAAAUGAUGAAGAGGUUCAUAGCGUUGAAAAAUGGAGAUUCGUACAAACUAGGCGGAGCUUCUAUCACCAGUGAUGCCGCAAGUACAGCACAAAUCCUGGAACGCAUACGGGGUACUUUGGCACAGAUAGAAUUACCAGGCGACAAGAGUAAGGCAGCCAAACCUAUCGUCGCGCCUAACAGUGCUAGUGAAGUCGAUAUCUCCCAUUUGAUCAAGAAGUUGCCGUUGAAGAACUCAUUGGAGACAGCUCAGUCUUUUUUCUUAUACAACAUCGACUCAUCAAUUCCUGAGUGGGCCAUAGUUGAAGCUGUUUCUGAAGUUGUUGAAACUUCAUCCUGGCAAGACCCCGUUUCCACAUCUGUGGUAAUAAACCACAUGGCUCGUUGUGGCGGUAUCAGAUUCAAAACCUCGGAACUAGCUAGUAAGUUUGUCAAUGGCAUAGAAGCUUUUCAAACUCCAGCAAAUGUAACUAAGGGUAAACUAGCGUUGCAGAAUUCCAAAAUACAUGUUGUAGCAUGGCCACACUUUCACAGAGCAGCUAUGGGAAAUAAAAAUUCAGAGUGCCUAAAGCUAGCGCAGGUACUAGAAAAACUGGUGCAAAAAGAUUUGACAACCGCCGGAGAGUCUGGCUCGAAAGCGAGACAAUCAAAAGUCGCCAAACCUAACAAGAAGCGGGCAUCUGUCAAAACCAAGAAGAAUAGAAGAGCAAUCGACAUCGAGCUUUAA
Lachancea nothofagi CBS 11611 is the source of this 1008-nucleotide messenger RNA. The record is from the annotation of a GenBank genome assembly. Lineage: Eukaryota; Fungi; Ascomycota; Saccharomycetes; Saccharomycetales; Saccharomycetaceae.